This is a messenger RNA of Plasmodium reichenowi, 830 nucleotides long. RefSeq lists its product as hypothetical. The transcript is spliced from 2 exons. The record is from RefSeq and is a predicted model, not a curated record. Lineage: Eukaryota; Apicomplexa; Aconoidasida; Haemosporida; Plasmodiidae. The annotation marks the transcript as partial.
AUGGAUUUUAAAAAUGCCGAAUGUAUAUGGGACGCUUUAAACGACCUACAUAAAAAUGACAAGGAGGCGUACCAGAAAUUCAUAAAAAAACAUAUGAAUACGAUUCAAGCAAAUGUAGUGAUAAAACCUAAAUAUGUACUAUGUGUACAAACAAAUGUAGAAAAAGUUACUAUCAGAACAAGCAGUAAAGAAUAUAAAGAAAAUGUCUGUAAUUAUUUUGUUUUCAUAUAUUAUACUAGUAAGAUGAAAGCACCAGUACUUGAAGACAAUUUUAUAAAUAAUGUUGAUAAAAUAAAUAUGGAUAAUAUUUACAUAAGUAUAGCAAAAACAGAAGGGGAAAGCUCAAAAGAUAUGUAUGCUGAAGCUGUUGUACAUACAUUAAUUUAUAAAAAUAUGGAAAAUAAUAAUUUUAAAAAUAAAAUUAUUUUAAGAAUAUUACAACUACUAAAUUAUUAUGAAAAUAAAUUAAACCGUGACUUAUAUAUUAAUACUAAAAAUUAUAAAAUAAUAGAUUUACAUUAUAUACCAAAAACAAAACAUUCAUUAAAUUCACAUUGUGUUAACGAAAAUAUAAAAAAAGAAGAUAAUAAUACACAAAGCAUAGAUGAAAGUGAUAUAAAAUUUUUCAAUCUAUUAAAUCAAAAACAAAAUAAAAAUGAUCAUGAUAAGAACAAAAAUAAAAAAGAAAUUAAAAUAUUACAAGAAAAUAAAGAUCUCCUUAAUCAUAUCGAGUCUGUAAAAACUACAAAAAAAGAAAAGGACGAAACAAAUAAUAUACAUAAUUAUAUACCAAAACAAAUAAAAUCAUACCACCAUACAAUAAUAGAUAG